GCUCGGGAGGGAGUGGGGAGUGUGCGGCUGUCGCAGCAGCUUGGAGGCGCCGGCCUAAUCGCGCACGUGGGGGCGGGCCGGAGAGGCCGGGCCGAAGGAAGGAACAGGUGGACUAGCUGACGGGGAAGCUGCAGCCGGUAUAUCCUCAAAAAGGGAGCCGCGCAGCCCCAGCCCUGUUCCGCCUUGGGUCCCCCGGAAUCGGCCAGGCUCGGCUCCCUCCAGCUGAGGUCGGCGGAGAGACUUCCCGCCGCAGCCGCCGUCCCAGCCGGCCCUUGCGGGAGCCCUCGCUGCGCGCCCCGCGCGGACCCCGCGGCGGGUGUUACAGUUAACGGCCUGUGGAUGCCGCCCGCCGCGUCGGCCCGGCCGAUCUGCUAGGUCCUCCUAAGCUUUAUCUUUGGAAAAUGAAUGAAUUUAAAUUUGAAUAUCAAUACAUACCACCUGUGACCGUGCAUUUACCUGAAGAAAUCACCACAUCCAAGCUAUCUUCCUCCUCUGUGGAGGGCUUUGAAGCCAAAAUUGCAAGUCUGGUAGAAAUGUUUCUUGUAGAGGUAUACAGGUGUAAGCUUUGCCAGUUCACCAGCAGCAUAAAAAAUAAAAUCAAGACGCAUGUAUUUAACAUUCACAAACAGGAUGGGUGCCAUCGCAGUUCUGAAUGCCAAGAAAUGAGUACAGAUCCAGAUGAAAAUGAUUCCUACACUAUUGGAGAUGAAAUAAGUCAAGAAAACAAAGAGAAUGAAGAGAAUCUGGAGAAAAUGUCUUUCCUGUUGCCCAUGUACAGAAUGCUUCAUAACAUGAGUCCUGAAUGCUGUGACAUAAAUCUAGAUAAUCAUAGUGACAGUACCCAUACACCCAACGCAUGUGAUGUAAACACACUAUUUGAAGAAGAAUCUGGACAAUUCCAUCUGGGGGAACCGUGUUCUAUGGUAUCUAAUCCACUGUCCUAUUCACCAGACCUCUCUGACUCUAAAAAAAGCAAGGAAGAUGAGGAAGCCCAAUCUGAGCAUCUAAUGUCUCUUGGCCUGUGCCGCAUCUCUAGUGUGAAAUCUCUAGGCAUGCAACAGAAAGUACCCAAAUUAGGCACAAAACAAGAAAUGGGUGGAAGUCACAAAAGAGACACAACUGACUUAAGUAACUCAUCUCAACCAUUGAAAGAUAUUUACUCCCUAAAAAGUGGUGAUGAAAGACAUCUAUGUGCCUCUUGUGACCAGCAGUUCACAUCCAAAGAUGCCCUUGAAAUACAUGAUAAAUGCCAUAAUGGAAAUCAAGGAUUCCAGUGUCUUUACUGUAAUUUCAAUGUGACUGAGUGGAACUUAAUGGAGAAACACUUAAAAUCUCAUAAGCCGGUGAAGAGGAGCUACCAGUGCCUAACAUGUGAGAAGGUUUUUAUGACCCAAAGUGCCUGGAAAGUGCACAAGAAGAGUCACCGUGGGAGGAAAGGUGCUCUUCAGCACCCGGAGGGCAAGGCCCUUUUUGAGACAGAGCCAGCAGAAAACCUCCCUUUGGCCUGCCGUCAUGAGGGUUUGUUUAAGUGCCCUCACUGUGAUUUUAUUGAUAGCGAUUGGCCUAAGGUCCACAAACAUCUGAGUAGUACCCAUGACUAUAAUGCCAACUCACAUCCAUGUACUGAGUGUGAAAAAAAGUUCUUCAGAAUAGCAGAUUUGAAGAUGCAUAUGUCCAAACACAAGAAAGCCAGGGCCUUUCUUUGUUCAUUAUGUGACCAGACAUUCAAAUACAGACGUCAAUUGAGCAGGCAUCAUAAGCAUGUGCAUCAGAAACUGAAUAUAAAAGAGAGAAAAAAAAGAAAGAAAGCAGAGGUUAGCCUCAUUUAUUCAGGCACAGAAGCCACAGCCAGAACCAGGAAAAAUGCUGAUGAAUUUACCUGCAAAAUUUGCAACAGGAAAUGUUCCUCCAAAUUGGCCUUGCAGAGACAUAUGGGUAUACACGCUGGAGUUAAGCCUUUCCAUUGCCAGCACUGUGACUAUAAAACAAGACUGAAGGCUUCAUUGAUACAACACAUGCGGAUCCAUACUGGUGAAAAACCUUUUAAGUGUGAAAUUUGCUCCUAUGCCUCAAUUGAUGCCAGUUCCCUGCGCAGACAUUUUAGAACCCACACACGGGAAAGGCCCUACAAAUGCCAGCUUUGUUCAUAUAGUAGCAUUCAGAAGAAGAGCCUGGACCUUCAUGUACGACGACAUCACACAGGCGAGACAUUUGGCUGUAGUUUUUGCUGCUACUCCUCGCCUGAUAAGCAGCUACUUCGGAAACAUGUUAAAAAAUACCACUUCAGUUUGGAAACUCCUUUGGCUGACACUUAACCAGAUGUGACUCUCAAACUAUUUCCACUGGAUCAUUGGAUCCGUGAAAUCUAUAUCCCUUGUGGAAGUCUUUCCAAAAGGGAUGUCAUUAUAAUAAUACUCUCAAAUUUUUACUAAUUUCAUCACCAUGACCAGAGAGAAUGCCUGUGACCAGACACUGAAGAGAUAAGGAUUUGUGACUAUUUAUACAAUUUGGUACUGGUGAACUUUACAGAAUGUUUAAUAGGGUACAAUGUAGUAGAAAAACACUGCUAUUGGACUCCAAAGAGACCCAACUUUGAGUUUAGGCUGUGACAUCUAAUAGCUCGGGGACCUUGAACAAGUUACAAUCUCUCUGAGCCUCAGUUUCCUUUUCUGUAAAAUGGAGCUAAUAUUUGCACUAUAUAUCUCACAGAGUUAUUGUGAGGAAAUUGCUUUUUAAACCUGAGAUUGAUAACAAAUGUGAAUUAUCUUUACAUCAUCUAUAAUUCUCUGCUAUUAGCUUCUUAGCAUGCUCUGAGUUCUAAAGUAUGUGGUAGAACAGGAUUAAGUAGUCCCCCUCCCACCCCCACCCUUUACUACCUCCUGCUGUUUUCUGCGGUAGUUUAAAAAGAACAUGGGAACUAAGCAAAAUACCAUUUUGGUAGUGUCAAACCCCAGGGCGGUGAUUUAAAAUGCCAGAUGGCCAGAGUGCAUUCACUGUUAGCAUGAUAUUCGGCCCCAUCCUAUCAGAGUGAAAAAAGAUACUUAAGAACCACUGACUAGUUAUGUUCUAACUAUUUAUUACAUGCAGAUUAUUCACUGUUACUCAGUGAAAUAGUACAUGCACAAAACAUGCUAAAGGAAACAUCCAAUAAAUCUGCUUCUACAAACUAA
Messenger RNA from Phascolarctos cinereus (koala), 3170 nucleotides. RefSeq lists its product as uncharacterized. Lineage: Eukaryota; Metazoa; Chordata; Mammalia; Diprotodontia; Phascolarctidae. The record is from RefSeq and is a predicted model, not a curated record. Gene Ontology annotation, biological process: regulation of transcription by RNA polymerase II. Gene Ontology annotation, molecular function: sequence-specific DNA binding; DNA-binding transcription factor activity, RNA polymerase II-specific. Gene Ontology annotation, cellular component: nucleus.